This is a messenger RNA of Aspergillus melleus, 693 nucleotides long. RefSeq lists its product as uncharacterized. Lineage: Eukaryota; Fungi; Ascomycota; Eurotiomycetes; Eurotiales; Aspergillaceae. The transcript has a single exon. Bases 1 to 693 code for a protein of 230 amino acids. The record is from RefSeq and is a predicted model, not a curated record.
AUGAUAAUCCAUCCAGCUACCUUUGAAGGCUUCUCUCCGAGAAAUCUUUUCUCAUCACUCCUGUCACCGUCACUGAAACCUCAAUUUACUCGCGAGGAUGCAAUCACCUGCUUGGAUUCUGUCCAGCUCUUCCCUGUAUAUGACGUUGCUGCUGCCGUGCAGGCAAUUUCGGAGGUUUCGAACCUCCUCGAUAGAUCUCGAGAAGAGCGGGCUCGAACGCAAAAUUCCGAACAGCUUUCAGAACCCAACGAUGCCUCCGUUCUACUUAUCGUCGCUGGCCUGGACACGCUGGCCGAGGCCGCAGUUCGUGCUUCGAAUACUCUCCGGGGUGCGGCGAUUCUGACAACCGCGUUACGCUCUUUGACUCACUUGUCGCGGGUGCACAGCUCAGUCCUGUCCGUGAUGCUGGUCAAUACCAACGGACUUGGGUCUUUUGGUACCUCCGCCAACGCUCCUAACCAUACACAACAAAGUAAAUCACGAAGAGACCACCAAGACGAUGGCAUUCACUCUAUCUUUCAUACGUCCGAGAGCCCACUGCUACCCAGUUUGCUAAUGCGGACGCUGGAUCAAGGCAUCGAUACGCACCUUUUGCUAUCGAUGACCACGACCGCUACUGUGGUCGAAGUCAUCAAGGAUCGAGUUGGGGAGAGUGUUGGGAAGUGGUGUAUCUGGGACAAACGGGCGAAAUAA